AUGAUGGACGUGGCCAAAGAGCGCAGCACGCCCCAGAUGGCGGCCCACCAACACCAGCAGCAGCAGCAGCAACAGCAAGUAGGCGCAAAGCCCAAUCAGGAUACAGGCUGUAGCGGCGUGUCCGCUACUUGUGGCGGCAGCACGUCAGAGCGGGGGAGCGCCGGCGGCAGCGGCCGGGCGCCAGCUGUGUGGCAGGAGAGGACGGCAGAGGAGAGGACCGGGGCCGGCCUGGUCCCGCGGGAGCCGAGCCGGCACAAUCACCGCCCGGGAUUACUGUUAUUGCCGCAACAAGGAUCCGCCGCUAAUCCGCGCCGCACCGCCGACGCCGCCGCCUGGGGGACCACCAGCUCGCCGGCUGCCCCUCCAGCAACCCCUGCUGCUACUGCCGCUGCUGCUGCUGCUGCACCGUCUCUGCACCACCGACAGGUGGGUACGGUGCUGCUGUACGGCGUGCCGAUCGUGUCGCUGCUGAUCGAGUCGCAGGAGCGGCUGUGCCUGGCGCAGAUCUCGAACACGCUGCUGAAGGAGUUCAGCUACAACGAGAUCCACAACCGGCGCGUGGCGCUGGGCAUCACGUGCGUGCAGUGCACGCCGGUGCAGCUGGAGAUCCUGCGGCGCGCCGGCGCUAUGCCCGUGUCGUCGCGCCGCUGCGGCAUGAUCACGCGCCGCGAGGCCGAGCGCCUCUGCAAGAGCUUCCUGGGAGACAACGCGCCGCCGCGACUGCCAGAGGACUUCGCCUUCGCCGUCCACCACGAGUGCGCCUGGGGCUGCCGCGGCGCCUUCCUGCCCGCCAGGUACAACUCGUCGCGGGCCAAGUGCAUCAAGUGCGCCAUGUGCGGCCUCUUCUUCUCGCCCAACAAGUUCAUCUUCCACUCGCACCGCUCGGGGCCCACGGCCAAGUACGUCCAGCCCGACGCCGCCAACUUCAACUCGUGGAGACGACACCUGCGGCUCAGCGGGUCGCCGCCCGAGGAGGUGGUGCACGCGUGGGAGGACGUCAAGGCCAUGUUCAACGGCGGCACCCGCAAGCGCCUCAUGGCCUCGUCGUCGUCGUCGUCCUCCUCCUCGUCGGUCUCGUCAGCGUCGUCGGCCUCGUCACCGGCCUGCAAGCAGCCCAAGCUGACGCCCGCCCCCGCACCUGCACGCGUGCCACCCUUUCCGGACCUGCCGCUUCCGCUCUCCAGGAGCCUGGUGAUGGACUACGUGUGGCACCAGAAACAGCAGCACUUCGCCUUCCCGCCCUAUGCGGCUGCGCUGCCCUGGCUGGCGAGCGCCAAGCUGGGCUUCCCGCCCCCACCGCCGCCCCCGCCGCCUCCACCGUCCGCGCUCAGCCACGCAGACCUGCAGCCCAAGGAAAGAAGAGGUUCUCCUCUUGCAGGCUACAGUAUUGAGCAGAUACUGGAGGUACUGGAGCGUUCCCUUGAAAAAGCUCUUGUGUUCUCGCAGGCCUCGGUGGGCGACGCUCCGAGCCCCACGGGCAUUGGGGCCAGCGCCGAAGACGAAGACGACGACGAGACGCUGGUCGACAUCGAGAGCACCGAAGACGAGCCACCCCCGGCGCCCACCCCCGCCACCCCCACUAACGCUCCAGCGCCGCGGCUCUGGAAAACCGCCUCGCCCAAGGUCGAGGAAGAAAUCGCAGAGCAGCAAGACAGCCCAGCCGGAGGUGAAGGUCAGGCGGUUCCGCGGCCGGGCCUGUGGGCUGUGGCGCGCCUCUCGCUGGAGCACCCCGAGCGCGCCCUCUACCGCAGCGAGGUCGCCAGGCAGCUGCACAUCAUGAGGGAUGCGCACACGGCGCUGCAGCACCUGUCGUCCAAGAUGGCGCUGGACUGCUCGGCGUGCCACCAGCUGUACAGCGGCGGCGUGCUGCCCACACACUCGCCCGACGCCAAGCUGGCGCCAUAG
This is a messenger RNA of Schistocerca serialis cubense, 1905 nucleotides long. RefSeq names its product ski oncogene (gene fuss). NCBI's taxonomy places the organism in Eukaryota, Metazoa, Arthropoda, Insecta, Orthoptera, Acrididae. The transcript is spliced from 11 exons. The record is from RefSeq and is a predicted model, not a curated record. The coding region runs from base 1 to 1905 and encodes 634 amino acids. Gene Ontology annotation, molecular function: SMAD binding; DNA-binding transcription factor activity, RNA polymerase II-specific; RNA polymerase II cis-regulatory region sequence-specific DNA binding. Gene Ontology annotation, cellular component: transcription regulator complex; nucleus. Gene Ontology annotation, biological process: negative regulation of transcription by RNA polymerase II; negative regulation of BMP signaling pathway.